AUGCUUAAUUUAAAAACAAAAUAGCAUCCACUCUCAACUUAAAAAAGACAAUAUUGGACUCCAAAUGAAGACAAAUUAUUAUAAAAGGCUGUAAAGUUGCAUAAUUCGAAUUGGAAAACAAUCGCUGAGUAUUUUGUUGGAAGAAAUGGAAGUUAAUGUUCAUAAAGAUGGAAAAGAAUUAAACCUCAAGUAGUAAAAUAUGGAUUCAUAAUUUAUUAGUUUGAGAAAAAAAAAUUCUGGACCCCAGAAGAGGAUAAAUUUCUAGAAAGUCUUAUAUAAAAGUAUCAGUUUGAAUGGAAAACAAUCACAAGUUACAUGGAUGGUAGAUCAUCCAAAUAAGUUCGGGAACGUUAUAUCAAUCAUUUAGACCCUCUAAUUAAUAAGAAACCAUGGACUUAGGAGGAAGAUCAAUAAUUAUGGGCAUUAUAUUAAUAAUUUGGACCAAAAUGGUCAAAUAUUUCUUAAAUUCUUUAAGGUAGACCGGUAUUAUUCUAAUCUUUAAUUGCUUAGGAGAAUUCAAUAAAGAAUAGAUAUUAUUGGCACGUUAGAAAAUUCUAUGCAUAAGAAGAAAAUCCAUAUUAUGUUGUUCCUUAGAUGAGAAGAAGUAUUGAAAAAGAUGAUGAAUAAGAUUAGAGUUAGAAUAAUCUACCUUGCAGCUCCAAGAGCAAAAAAUUGAAAAAAUAUCAUCAUAGUAAUAUUUAGAUACAUCUAAAAAUUAGAAAAUUAAUAAAUUGCUUUUUAAAGUCCUAAUGCAUUAGAAAUUAGUUUUUAGAGAAAUAUAAUAUAAGAGCAAAGUCAAAGUGAUAUAAAAAAUAGAGAUUUAAAGAAUGUUUAAGACUUUUAGGAAUAGUAGAUGGACAAUUAAUUUUGUUAGGAAUUACUCAAAAGUGUUACAUUAGAAUAAGGGGAAGAAGAAUCAAUUAUGUAAAUAGAAAAUUGGGUUUAUACAUAAGGUUUUGAAUUCAAUUUAUUGCAGAAUUAGCUACAGAUUUAAAACUGCAAUUAGUAAGAAGAUAUUUUUGAGGUUGAGAGUUUAAGAUGA
This is a messenger RNA of Paramecium octaurelia, 1042 nucleotides long. NCBI's taxonomy places the organism in Eukaryota, Ciliophora, Oligohymenophorea, Peniculida, Parameciidae. The record is from the annotation of a GenBank genome assembly.